AUGAAAAACGAUUCACCUUCAACAAGUUCAGAUUCUUCAAGUAACAUUAAUAGUCUUAAUCUUUCUUCAUCUCAGACGGCAGCAUCAUUGUUAUUAAAUCAUAAUGCCCUUGGAGCUGCAGCCGCAAUUUCACAACAAGAUUUGAAAACAAAAGAAUUAGCUCAAGCUUUACAAGAUUUUUCAUACUAUCCACCAUUAGAUCAUAAUUCUGUAUCUGUUGGAAAUGGGUCAAAUACCAUAAGAAAUAUGGUAGAAUCAGGAGAUUAUCUAUUUUUAGAUGAAUCAUUUAAAAAGAUGCGAAAUGAUUCUAAUGGUAAUGGUAGUCAACAAAUUUUUAAUUCAUCUGCCAUGAAUUCUUCAGUACCUCAAACUCCUGCAAGUGAUUAUAGAAGACGGCAUCGCACUACUUUUACCCAAGAGCAACUUGCUGAACUUGAUAACGCCUUCCAAAAAUCUCAUUAUCCUGAUAUUUACGUUCGUGAAGAAUUGGCAAGAAUAACUAAACUUAAUGAAGCUCGUAUACAAGUGUGGUUCCAGAACCGUAGAGCAAAACAUAGAAAACAAGAAAAACAAAUACAAAAGGCAUUAGUUGGACAAGCUAAUCCAAUGGCUACCAAUCGUUCAGCAGCUGACUCAUUUUGGUAUCAACCAUAUCCUGUAGCAAGACAAAUGGGUUACCCUACAGCAAAUAUGUCUUAUGGAACAGCAACAGGAACAGGAGCAUUUGGAGCUGGAAUGCCAAGCGCAUCAAUUGGUACAUUUGGGGCAGAUAUGACAGAAGACUUUUAUCAAAAAAGUUUAGCAUUACGAAUGAGUCAAACGGGAGCAGCUAAUUUACAAUAUCAAAGCUGA
Messenger RNA from Strongyloides ratti, 852 nucleotides. Its product is annotated as Homeobox protein prophet of Pit-1. Gene Ontology annotation, molecular function: DNA-binding transcription factor activity, RNA polymerase II-specific; RNA polymerase II transcription regulatory region sequence-specific DNA binding. Gene Ontology annotation, biological process: regulation of transcription by RNA polymerase II. The coding region runs from base 1 to 852 and encodes 283 amino acids. The transcript has 6 exons. Lineage: Eukaryota; Metazoa; Nematoda; Chromadorea; Rhabditida; Strongyloididae. The record is from RefSeq and is a predicted model, not a curated record.